Filobasidium floriforme is the source of this 2134-nucleotide messenger RNA. RefSeq names its product putative calcium activated cation channel. Lineage: Eukaryota; Fungi; Basidiomycota; Tremellomycetes; Filobasidiales; Filobasidiaceae. Bases 76 to 1959 code for a protein of 627 amino acids. Gene Ontology annotation, cellular component: membrane. The transcript is spliced from 22 exons. Gene Ontology annotation, molecular function: monoatomic ion channel activity. Gene Ontology annotation, biological process: transmembrane transport; monoatomic ion transport. The record is from RefSeq and is a predicted model, not a curated record.
CUUCUUCAGUUCGACAGAUACUAGCUUGACCGUUAAUUAGCAGAUAGCUAACUUCUAGUCUUGCCAAUACUUACCAUGCCUGUCGAAUUGCGAGGCGGAGACGCUCUCGCCUUCGAGGAACAAGGCAGUCUGAUGAGCGCUCGUUCCAUCAUGCCUCAACCCAACACCGUCACCAAACUGGUCAAGCGUGUCCGUCUCAUGAUCCUCAAGCUGAUCCCCGUCGAAGUCAACCUGGAAGAUAUCACCGAUGCGACGAGCUCGAUCGUCUCGCCAGGGGUGGUCGCCGCUUUCGCCCAAGCCGGGGGUGAUUUUAGCGAAGCUGUGCCUUUUGCGCUGAUGCAAGCUAGAGCUCAGUUUUUGAAGGAAGCAAGGCAGUCCCCUGCGGAUUAUGAUGAGAACAUGUGCCGCUCGACUACCGCCGAGGUCAUUGCUAGACGGCUGGUCCACACCUUGUCCUUCGAGAAACAGACGAGCGUCAUGUCGACCCGUUACCGUUACGUAGAAUCCGACGGGGACAUCUCCGCUCCAGCCUCAGCUCUCGAAGUGGCCAUCGACCAGUUCGCCAUCCAAUUCCUGAGCUCGUCCGAGGCUGAGAACGUCGUCAACGCCCUCUGGAGGGGUCAAUUGGUAGCCGAGUACGGGGACAACGACAAUAUCGAAUACGUCCCGUUCGAUAAGGACGGUUCGGCUAGCUUCUGGGAUCAUCUGAAUGUUCAUCGUCUUCAGGUACCUCGGUACCAGAACAUGUUCUCCAUCGCCACCUGGCUGUUCUUCCUCUUCAUCUACUCUCAGGCCGUCCAAACUCCUCUAGACAGCCAGGACGAGAAACACUUGUCCGAGUGGGAGUGGAUCUUGUACAUCCUGACCGUCUCGUUCUUCCUCGAUGGUGCCAACAAACUGUAUAAGCGAAUCCGUCUGAGUUCCAAUCCGGGUGCCGCUUUCAGCUUCUGGGUGGUCGUCGACCUGAUCAUCCAGUCUACUCUCAUGGCCGCACUUGGCUUGCGCUUGGCUGCCAUCUUCACCAAGAAUCCUGAACAGACUACAUACCUCCACCUAAGAUCUUUCCAGGUCUUGAGUAUGUGCGCGCCUUUGAUCUGGAUCAAGUUGAUCACGGUCUUCGACUAUAUCAAGUUCAUCGGUACCAUGCAGAUCAUCGUCUUCCGAAUGCUGCGGGACUCGGCGAUCUUCGGAGUCCUAUUGGCCAUCUCCUCGAUCGGUUUCUUGCAGGCAUUAUACGCCUUGGACGCUGCAGAUGGAGAGACCGCCGAAGUGGGAGUGAUCUUCAAUUCGCUAGCUCAAGCUUUGCUAGGCUCGCCAGACUUUGACACGCCCUCUGAACGAUUUGGCUACCCUUUCGGUCUCAUCAUCUACUACGGCUGGAACGUCGUCGGAACUGUCAUCCUCCUCAACAUCUUGAUCGCCUUGUACAACGAUUCCUUCAGCAGGAUCGAGGAAGAGGCCACGGAUUACCACAUGGCAUUCUUUGCCGGGAAAUGCAUCAGUAUGAUUCGAGGACCGGAUCUUUUCUACUAUCCGCCGCCGCUGAACCUAGUCGAGUUCUUCAUCGCUCCGCUCGACUGGCUCCUCUCGAAACAAGCCUAUGCUAGCCUCAAUAGGGGUAUCAUGAGCAUCCUGUUCGCCUUGCCACUCGCAGGACUGGCGAUUUUCGAAUCUCAGAUGAAUGUCAAGCAUAGUCGUCGUAUGAGGAUCCUCUUGGGCAAGGAUCACACCGACAACGACGGCGAGGAGGACGAUGAGAGCGCUCAGAACCCCGAGUGCGAGGAUGAUGAUGAAGGCAAGAUUUGCAAGCGCGAGUUUGCCGACCUCGUCAAGGACUUUCCAGACACUGCGAUUUCAAGUUCCGGUGCAAUCCAAGCUCAACUAAGCGACAUGCAGAAACAAAUAGCGAAACUCGAAUCGCUACUCAAGGCUCAAUCCAACUCAAAGAGCGAGCAAUGAGCUUUACACGAGAGCGGCUCAUCUCCACGAACCGAUACAUCGCCCCAGGGAUCAGUUAUAGACUUUUCCAAUGUCAGAGACGUUUUGAGCUGAUACUGUCGAUCAUUCGAGAUUCAACUCUCGUUGUAGACGUUAUUGCUACUAUUUGCCAAAGAUCCAUUCGCAUACCCCUGCA